Messenger RNA from Miscanthus lutarioriparius, 1137 nucleotides. Lineage: Eukaryota; Viridiplantae; Streptophyta; Magnoliopsida; Poales; Poaceae. The record is from the annotation of a GenBank genome assembly.
AUGCUUCCCCCUGGCGAAUCUCAGCCGCCGCCGCCGCCGGCGGCGAGGGAGCGUGCGGUGGACCUGCUAGGCGACCUCACGACAGACGUCCUCGACAAGAUCCUCGCCGGCAUGCCCGCCCGCGACGUGGUGCGCACGUCCGUGCUGUCGCCGCCGUGGCGCCGCCGCUGGGAGUCCGUGCUAGGCCUCGACAUCGAGCUCCACGACGUACCUGACGAAGCCGGCGCUUGGGGCUCCAUCGCCGGCUUCCUCGAGCGGUGCGCGGCCCCCGUCGGCUGCGUCAGCAUCCGCGGCGUCCCGCUGAGCGUCUACCACCGCACCGAUGACUGGGUGCGCGCCGUCGCGGGGAAGAGCCCGCGCUCGCUGUCCCUGGCGCUCCCCCUGGCCACGCCGCUGCCGUCGCUCUUCCACUGCGACCCCGCCGUGCUGGGCGAGCUGGAGCUGCGCUGCUGCGCGAUCCCGGCGCCGCCUGACGGCUUCGCGGGGUUCCAGAGGCUAAACAGGCUCGAUCUGGACGACGUGGUCUUCACAGGAGGGAAUGCGUGGGCGCAGCUGGAGGCCAUGGUCUCAGCGGCCGCGCCCACGCUCGUGGACCUCCGCCUGCAAAACAUCGCUUUCGCCGUCGCCGAUGACGGGGCCGUCCCAGGCGGUGGGUGGGUCAUCCAGGCGCCCAACCUCCGUCGGCUGGUGCUGCGCCUGAGGAUCGCUGGCGCUGGCCUCUGGGAGCUUGGGCCGCUGCCGAACCUGGAGUUUGCCAGAAUCUUCCUCAACGACUCCGCAGAGAAUAUAGACUACGUCCAGAUGUUCACAGCCAUUUCCAACGUCAGGGAGCUUCACAUCGGCAACUUUGACAUUGCCACACAGGUAAAUUCAACUGUGACAGGUUCUCAUCUCUUAAGCUUAAUUAUUACCAGAUCCUGCAUCUGUCUUGCAUCGGUCUCCCUUUCACCAUUAUUGUGUGGCGUGCAUGCUUAUCCACCGAAUUUCUGUGUCUACAAAUAUCUGCAACCCAACAAUGAAACACGAGCUUUGUUGUUCAAUUCUAAGCCAUAUAUUCGUAUAGGUCAAAUGGUUGCUAUCAUGAUGGCCUAUAUACCAGUGCUUAAUCAUUGCAUUACUUGUGGUGUCAAACAAUAG